Molecule: messenger RNA, 1410 nt
Organism: Lachancea fermentati
Lineage: Eukaryota; Fungi; Ascomycota; Saccharomycetes; Saccharomycetales; Saccharomycetaceae
Source: the annotation of a GenBank genome assembly
AUGGUUGAUUCUGAAACUGCAGGGAAGGAUGUUCUUUGUGAAACUUAUACAAGUGAGCUGUCAGAUCAAGAAACGAGCAUCGAGCAAUUUACUGAACGGAAGAAAAAAUUUAUCGUCGCUAUUUCUUCUGCAGCAUGUUUUCUAACGCCAAUGGCUGGUUUGGCGUUUUUACCAGCCGUCAGUACCAUUGCGGAGAGAUUCCACACUACUGGAUCUAUCAUUAAUGUAUCUAACGCCAUUUACAAUGUUUUCAUGGCUCUAUCGUGUUUUUGGGCUCCGUUCAGUGAUUCUUAUGGCAGAAAACCAACCUUUUUGCUGUGCAUGACCUUUUGCGUGAUUUCUACCGUUCUCGUUGCAUGUUCUCAAAACUUGGCGAUGUUUUUUGUAUUUCGAGCUAGUACAGCCUUUUUUGGUACAGCUUUUUUCUCGAUUGGAGCACAGAUAAUUGGUGACAUUUAUCCCCCAGAGAGGAGAGGAGGUGCAAUGGGAUGGAAUAUUGCUGGUAGUCAAAUAGGCCCGCCACUUGGUCCAACAUUCGGCGCGAUAAUAGUUACAUAUACGACAUGGCGUUGGAUAUUUUUUAUCCUAGCUAUUCUCGGUGGAAUUGUUUUGGUGUUGGCAUUUUUAUUUCUACCUGAAACCUUGCCAGAAUCAAAACAUCAGAUUGCGCUUCGGAACUAUAAUCAGAGUGAGGAAGUUCUGAAUAAUCCAGAGAAAAGAAAGAAAUUCAUAUUCGUUCCCUUCAACAUUACACGACCUAUUACAUCUCUGAGGUAUCCAACUUUGCUUCUGGCUGGAAUUGCCUCUUCAGCAUUAAUGUACAAUAUGUACUGCCUUCUAACUCCUAUAAGGUACGUGAUUGAUCCUCGAUUCAACAUAACACUCCCUCUUUAUGGUGGCUUAUUUUAUUUGGCACCCGGCACCGGAUAUCUGCUAGGUUCAUUCGUUGGAGGUCGCCUCUCUGAUUAUCAAGUUAGAAAAAGCAUAGCUAAACGUGGCAGAAGAGUGCCGGAGGACCGGCUUAGAAUUACUUUGAUAUUUUAUGGUCUUCUGAGUCCUGCAUCUGUCAUCAUUUAUGGUUGGUCAUUGUAUUAUAAAAAAGGAGGGUAUCCUCUCCCUAUUAUUUGCAUGUUCAUCAAUGGAUUUUGCCAAACGAGCGCUUUCCCCUCCAUCAACAGCUACUGUAUCGACUCUAUGGCCAGCAAAAUUGGAGGAGGGGCCGUCGGUGGAAAUUACAUGAUCAGAUUUUUUGCAUCGGCGGUGGCCUCCGCAACCUGUUUAAUUGCCAUUGAAGAUAUUGGUAUUGGUUGGACUUCUACAAUAUCAGGCCUGGUUUUGAUAGUUGGAUUUAUUUGUAUGCUCGUUCUGGUUUUUCAUGGGGAAAAAAUGAGACUAGGAGGUGAAGAGUAA